GGAGUGCUUAGUGAGGGGUGCGUGCACAUUGAACAAUUUUCCUAUAUUUUUUUCGUCAAAAUAUAUAAAUAAUAAUAUAAAAUCCAUACACACGGAUCUCCAAAGCAUAAUUAUUUCUUCAUCAUUACGUUAUUGAGGCUUGAAUAUGUUGAUUGUUUAAGACUCAGUCUUGUCUUUUUUAGCAUUUGUUUAUUCAAUCUACGAAGUGAAUAAAGUCACAUUUUUUGCCACAUAAAUAAUCACCAGUAGUUAACCAAAUUAAACAUGAAAAAGGAAUAGAAGAAAAUAAGAUCUCUCAUGGCACAGUCAAACUUUCUCAGUACUUGUUUCUUUAUGAUCCUAUGUUUAAACCUUGUACUCCUCACUCAAUCCUGUCCAAGUCGAUCAGAAAAAGCAGCCCUGUUCGUCUUUGGAGAUUCUUCAUUUGAUGUUGGAAAUAACAACUACUUCAACACUUCUUCUCGAGCCAAUUAUUAUCCAUAUGGAGAAACCUUCUUUAAGUACCCAACUGGAAGAUUUUCCAAUGGCCGUUUAAUCCCAGAUUUCAUUACUGAGUAUGCCGAGUUGCCACUGCUUCCACCAUAUUUACAACCUGGUUAUGUUGACUUUACAUAUGGAGUCAACUUUGCUUCUGCUGGAGCUGGUGCUCUACUUGAAACUCGCCAAGGAUUUGUCAUAAGCCUUGAAACUCAAAUUGGUUACUUCAAAAAUGUUAGCCAGAUAUUGAGGGAGAAACUAGGAGAUGCAGAGGCCAUUACUCUGCUGUCAAAGGCUGUUUACUUGUUCAGUAUUGGAGCCAAUGACUACUCGUUCCUUUUCGACACAAAUUCUAGUGCCCUUGAUUCUUUUUCAAGGGAAGAAUUUGUGGGGCUUGUGAUAGGAAACAUAAGUUCAGCAAUUGAGGAAAUAUAUAAGAUUGGAGGAAGGAAAUUUGGGUUUCAAAAUGUAAGGAGUAUAGCUUGUGUACCUUACGCAAGAAUUGUUGCAGCAGCAAAAUAUAACAUGUCCUGUUUGGAUCAGAGUACACCAUUUGUAGAAUUACAUAACAAAGAACUUUCCAAACUUUUACAAAAGCUAAACAAUCAGCUCAGAGGAUUCAAAUUUUCAUUGUCUGAUUAUUUCACUUUUGUAAAAGAAAGAAUGGAUCACCCUCUUAAAUAUGGUUUUAAAGAAGGGUUGGUUGCUUGUUGUGGGAGUGGACCGUACAGGGGAAUUUUCAGCUGUGGAGGGAAAAUAAUAAAAGAUUAUUAUUUAUGUGGUAAUGUAAGUGAGUAUGUGUUUUUUGAUUCAGCUCAUCCCACUGAAAGGGCAUAUCAGCAAUUUGCUGAGCAAGCUUGGAGUGGAAAGCCCAGCUUUAAAGGAUCUUACAAUUUGAAACAACUUUUUAAAAAUUAGUACAACUUUGUUGAGACAGAGAUCUUAUUUAGUUCCCACAUAUAUCAAUUCAACUGGGAGAUUUUUGGUGUUUGUUUCA
Cannabis sativa is the source of this 1474-nucleotide messenger RNA. RefSeq names its product GDSL esterase/lipase 1. Gene Ontology annotation, molecular function: hydrolase activity, acting on ester bonds. The record is from RefSeq and is a predicted model, not a curated record. The transcript has 5 exons. Bases 298 to 1395 code for a protein of 365 amino acids. NCBI's taxonomy places the organism in Eukaryota, Viridiplantae, Streptophyta, Magnoliopsida, Rosales, Cannabaceae.